CACAGACACGUACCCAAAUACAAUUCACCCAAACCAAAGCAACGACGAGAUUGUAAAGCAUCCAGCGAGAAUGAAGAAAGAAGACACAGUGAAAUUAAUCAGCGCCGAGGGCUUCGAAUUCAUAAUCGAUAAAAAAGCCGCCAUGGUUUCUCAAACCAUCCGUAACAUGCUCACUUCUCCCGGGAGUUUUUCUGAGACGGAGCAUGGCCGCGUGUCGUUCCCCGAGAUCAGCACCACCAUCCUCGAGAAGAUUUGUCAGUACUUUCAUUGGUCGCUCCAGUAUGCUAGCGGAAAGGAGACAGAAUUUCAUAUCGAACCUGAGCUUACUCUGGAACUAAUGAUGGCUGCAAACUAUCUACACACUUGACAGAAUCAAGGAUACUCGAAGAUGGACUGGUGGUGAAUGUGAUAAGGAUCUGGAAAAUUAUAGUACACCAUUUACUGUUCCAUUUUUAGGUAUUAUGAACUUCUGUUUCUGGCCGUCAUCAAUCUGUUUAGGAUUUAAAAUCUGUAGCUAUUUAUAAUGCUGAAACUUGAACCAAAACCUUGGAUGUUUGUACAUUAGAAGUUGCUUUUCAGUACUAUGAAUGAAUAAUGAUAAUAAUCUGUGCUACUUAGAAUUA
Messenger RNA from Daucus carota subsp. sativus, 623 nucleotides. RefSeq lists its product as uncharacterized. Lineage: Eukaryota; Viridiplantae; Streptophyta; Magnoliopsida; Apiales; Apiaceae. The transcript is spliced from 4 exons. Gene Ontology annotation, cellular component: elongin complex. Gene Ontology annotation, biological process: ubiquitin-dependent protein catabolic process. The coding region runs from base 71 to 367 and encodes 98 amino acids. Gene Ontology annotation, molecular function: protein-macromolecule adaptor activity. The record is from RefSeq and is a predicted model, not a curated record.